UUUUUUGGUAUGGUUUUUUGGGGUUUGGUUUGGUUUGAUUUUUCCAAGUGACUUUCGUGUGGAUAUGCAGAAACCAUUCAUCCUUUGAAACAUCUUGAUUUUUGUUGGAAGUUUGAGAAUUGGUAUCCUGGUUUCAGUCAUGACAGUUGUUUAUUGGAGUAGAGAUGAAGGUUGGGAAAUUUUAAUGCACAGGGUAAUUCUUUGAGGGAAUUUUUUAGAGAAGUACUCCUGCACACUGUUCAUGGUGACAGUCCUGUGACUCAGUGAGAGCUUCUGGCGUUUCUGCCAGUGAUUUCUCCGGAUUUUUAAAGGAGGUGAUGGCUGAAUUAUAAAUAGACCAUAGGUUCCAUCUGUACAUUUCAAAGCUACAUCUAGAGGUUCCCAGAAGGUGGAUGUGCAUUUUUGGCCCCUGGGCUGGUUCUGGCUAUGAUAUCUUUCCAAAAGGGCAGCUGAUUUAGACUCCAGGCACACAGACACACUAAAGUCCAUGUGGUGAGAUGCUCACUUGGUGUCUUGUUCCUGUACAGCACACGUGCACUCCAGUUCAGUCCUUUGCUCCCUUAUGUCUGCUAUGUGUUUCCAUUGGAAAUUUUCCUGAGUGCCAAAAUCCUUGCAGUGUCAUGUGGGAGACCAGUGAAACAGAAGAAAAAUUGUCUGGGAAGUGAUAAAAUCUGUGCCAGAAACUACACAUUGUUUCUGAUGUUCUGAGUUGCCCAGCCUCUCUUACUAGUUCAUUUUAAGGAAUCGAUAGAAUUAAGUGUGUCAUUAAAAAUAAAUGUAUAAAUAAGUAUGUACAAGUUUACUUCUGAAUUAUUUUUCUUUUCAGGGCUGGGUUAUGUGAUUGCCCAUAUGUGCAUUUGAAGUACAUGCAUACACGUGUGUUUUGCUGUGCUUCUCUGCUAACUAAGCCCACUUUUAAAUGGAUGUAUUACCUUGGUGUCAUUUGGGCAUUCUUAGCACAGAAAGGAUGAACUAUGCAGUUUCCUUCAAGGACACCAGUAUGUCUGUUCAGAGCUCUGCCAGAGGAUGUCCGAAUUACCUACCAGCAUCAGAGCCUGGAAAGUAAUGUGCUGGAUGCCUAAAAAGAGCUAUGAAUCUCUAGUAGCUCAACCAGGCUUGCUUUUGCAAUAAAGCACACGUCUGUGUCAUCUCCAGUUCUGGAGAUGCUCAGUGGUGCUUUCCAGCCAGCAAUAAGUGCUGUCAGUCGUUGAUGGCUAAUGUAAGCAGCCCCUUUGUAGAGACACAGUGUCAGUGGUGUUCAUUCUGGGUGGGCAAGCAGACACUGACUUGCUGCCAUUGAAGUGGCAUAGUGUUUUAGAGUGGUGCUGGCUGUCCCACAAGGCUUUGAGUAUAUGAGAGUGACUUCCUUCUGCAUGAAUUUGCUUGGCUAGAGUGUGAACUGGGUGAGUGUGACCAGCAGUUUAAAGCAUAAGUGAUGGUUCUGCCUCCUUUGCAGAUUUGGGAAGGCUUUUGGAUCGUUGUCUAGGUGUUGGGGCACAGCCUGCUGGAGGCACUGGAAGUGGACUGGUUCCUGGUCAUGCCCGGUGGAAGGAGGGGACCCAGCCGGCAGCAGCUAAGCCGUUCAGCUUUGCCUUCUCUCCAAACUCUGGUUGGCGGGAGCUUUGGAAACGGUACUGGUUUGAGAAACAGGAAUGGUUGUGCCAUCAGCCUCUCGGCACCUCCAAUCACAGCACUGAUUACUCCAGAGCCUGUGCGUCACUGCCGGAUCCCUGAGUUGCCUUUGGAUGGGAGCCUUCUCUUUGAAUUCCUGUUCUUCAUCUACCUUCUGGUAGCCCUCUUCAUUCAGUACAUCAACAUCUACAAGACUGUCUGGUGGUACCCAUACAAUCACCCUGCUUCCUGCACCUCACUGAAUUUUCACCUCAUUGACUACCACCUGGCGGCGUUCAUCACAGUGAUGCUGGCACGGAGGCUGGUGUGGGCCAUUAUCUCUGAGGCCUCUCAAGUGGGUGCAACAUCACUGAUUUGCUACAUAGUGCGCCUGGUGCUGCUCACCCUCUGUGGAUGGGUGCUCUGCUGGACUCUGGUCAACCUCUUCCGCAGCCAUUCUGUUCUCAACCUUCUCUUCCUGGGCUACCCGUUUGGUGUCUACGUCCCUCUGUGCUGCUUCCACCAGGACAGCAGAGCACAGCCUCUACCUUCAGACUGUGGUUACUUGGUACAGGACCAGGUGGCAGAUGAUGGGGCUUCAGCUGUCAGCAGCCUGGUCAAAGACUUCUUCUCGCUUCUGUGGGAAUCCCUGAGAGAACAGUUCAAUAAUCCUACGUCUAUCCCCACCCACAGCUGCCCCCUUUCCCCAGAUCUCAUCCGCAAUGAGGUGGAGUGCCUAAAAGCAGACUUCAACCGCAGGAUCAAGGAAGUUCUCUUCAACUCUCUCUUCAGUGCCUACUACGUGGCAUUCCUGCCACUGUGCUUUGUGAAGAGCACCCAGUACUAUGACAUGCGCUGGUCCUGUGAGCACCUCAUCAUGGUGUGGAUCAAUGCCUUUGUCAUGCUCACCACGCAGCUGCUGCCUCCUAAGUACUGUGACCUGCUCCACAGGUCUGCCGCCCACCUCGGCAAGUGGCAGAAACUAGAACAUGGCUCCUACAGCAAUGCUCCACAGCACAUCUGGUCAGAAAACACAAUAUGGCCACAGGGAGUUCUGGUGCGACGGAGCCGGUGCCUGUAUAAAGCAGUUGGGCCUUACAACGUAGCAGUGCCUUCAGAUGUGUCCCAUGCCCGCUUUUAUUUCCUCUUUCACCGUCCCUUACGGCUGCUCAACCUGCUGAUUCUCAUCGAAGGUAGUGUGGUCUGCUACCAGCUCUACUCCCUGCUGCGCUCAGAGAAGUGGAACCACACCCUCUCCAUGGCCCUCAUCCUUUUCUGCAAUUAUUAUGUCUUAUUUAAGCUCCUUCGGGACCGGAUAGUAUUAGGCAGGGCAUACUCCUACCCACUUAACAACUAUGGACUCAAGGCACACUAGGCCGGCCAGUCUUCUCUUCCUCAUCCCGCAGGGUAGGGAGGGAACCUCAGAAAAAAAAAAUAUUUUCGUACACUUCUAUUUUUUUCUUGCGACGUUUAUAAAUAUUUAAAAUAUUUUAUAUUUUGUAUACUAUUGUUUUUGUGGGGCGGGAGGGGAACCAGUGGCAAUUAAAUGUUGCUUUAUAAACAAGGUGUUAUUUUAUAUAUAUAUAUAU
Molecule: messenger RNA, 3200 nt
Organism: Sturnus vulgaris (Common starling)
Lineage: Eukaryota; Metazoa; Chordata; Aves; Passeriformes; Sturnidae
Source: RefSeq, a predicted model, not a curated record